This is a messenger RNA of Betta splendens (Siamese fighting fish), 1388 nucleotides long. Its product is annotated as ubiquitin thioesterase OTUB1-like. The transcript has 8 exons. Gene Ontology annotation, biological process: protein K48-linked deubiquitination; negative regulation of double-strand break repair. Bases 189 to 989 code for a protein of 266 amino acids. Lineage: Eukaryota; Metazoa; Chordata; Actinopteri; Anabantiformes; Osphronemidae. Gene Ontology annotation, cellular component: nucleus. The record is from RefSeq and is a predicted model, not a curated record. Gene Ontology annotation, molecular function: ubiquitin binding; cysteine-type deubiquitinase activity.
GUUUUUUUUUUACUUUUAACUUGAAUUGUGUGAAAUUAUUGUGGACAUUUUUGCAGGACCCGUACUGGUCCUCAUGAUUAUUUAUGAUCAUCACCCACCUCCACUCGAGCACACGGUUGGCGUGUUGCUUCGUAUGUGUGCGGCGAAUGACGUCAUAAGAAACGAGGAAACACAUCUCGACAACUAAGAUGGCGGAGGAGCAGAAGGAAUCAUCACAGGGAGAGAUGGAGGGAGUGAACUGCCUUGCGUACGAUGAGGCUAUUAUUGCUCAACAGGACAGAAUUCAGCAGGAGAUAGCCAACAGUAACCCUUUAGUGUCGGACAGACAGGAUCUCUCCGUGCUGCAGAGAGAGUAUGCUGAGGAUGACACAGUUUAUCAGCUCAAGAUCAAGGACCUAUACAAAAAAUAUUCAUACAUACGUAAGACACGACCAGAUGGGAACUGUUUCUACAGAGCCUUUGGUUUUGCACAUCUUGAGUCUCUGCUCGAUGACAGCAAAGAACUUCAAAAGUUCAAAGCAGUUGCAGCUAAAAGUAAACUGGACCUGGUUAAUGAAGGCUUCACUGAGUUUACCAUUGAGGACUUCCACAACACUUUCAUGGACCUGAUCGAAUUGUGUGAGAAGCAGCCGAGCCUGCAGGAGCUGCUGAACUCUUUCAACGACCAGAAUGUGUCGGACUAUGUGGUCGUUUACCUUCGGCUGCUCACUUCAGGCUACCUGCAGCGAGAGCAUAGCUUCUUUCAGCACUUCAUAGAGGGAGGACGCUCUGUCAAGGAGUUCUGCCAACAGGAGGUUGAGCCAAUGUCUAAAGAAAGUGACCAUAUUCACAUCAUCGCCUUAGCCCAGGCCCUGGACGUGUCCAUCCUGGUGGAGUACAUGGACAGAGGAGAGGGUGGAACUGUCAAUCACCAUGUCUUCCCAGAAGGUGGAGACCCACGCAUUUUCCUCCUCUAUAGGCCUGGCCAUUAUGACAUCUUGUACAAAUAACACUCCUGGCUACAGCCCCCCACGACCCGCCCAUCCCAUCCUCCUCCUGCUGUACGUCACAGCAGCGUGCUAAUAAGAAUAUCUAACUUCAACAGCCACGUUGGUGCAGCAUACAUCUGUGUAUGACAUUACACUCAUGGAUUUGAAAAAAAGAACAAGCAAACAUAAAAUCGCAUUACAUCUUUCCCUUGCCCCUUUGUUCCCAAACUCCCAGGUUUUUCCUCAGUCAUCACAAAAUGGUUAAUUAAAAAUCUUUGAAAAAUAGAAGUGACUCCAGGCAUAUAGAGUUGUACAGUUUUUUUUUUCUUUUGUGGUUGUAAAUGUUAUCUACAAUAUGUUGGGUUCUUUUCCUUUGUUACACUGCGUUUGUUGAGUUUUAUUAAAGGGAUUUACAUCUUG